CAAAAUUCUUUACUUACGUGUAAAUAUAAAAACUUUGAGUAGAAAACGAAUCACGUAUGCACGUUCUCAUUUUGUUACAUUUUUCUUCAGAUGUUUUCAUAUAAAAUUAAAAUAAUGUAUGAUUUUGGCCACUAAAUUGAAUUUUAAAUUCUUUCAUUCUGUAACUUGUAAUCACUGGAAACUUAAGCUUUCAGUUUCAUUGCCUUGACGUUUUUCGCAAAAAAUCAUAAAAUACGUCAAUAAAGCUCAUGGUAACAGAACAAAACAAAUGGAAAAGUCAGCUGACCCAAGCAGCAACAUUGUAUACAAAAUGACUCCCAAAAAUAUCGACGAUCCAGAGGAUGCCAACUCUUCCACCAAGGCAGAUGAAUCUGAUCUGCAAGAAGUUGAAGAAGUGAACGAAAGCCUUGACGAAUUGACCCGAGCACUGGACUUUUUCGAGCAACGUACUGACGAUAUCAUUGCACAGCUGAGGGUAUUGCUUGAUUCUAAUCGAGAAAUACGCCAACAAAUAGCGCAAGACAAAGAGAAAGAAACCAUUGCGGCUUUAGCAGCAGCAAAUAUUAGUAGCAAAGCUGGGAGCAAUGAUGCAGAUGAAAACACCAAUGUAGCAGAGUAAAAUUAUAGCACAGAGAGUGCAAACACAAAAGUAUUAGAGGCCCGCGAAACCUUUGUUUACAUUUUCCUGCUUGUUUUACUAUUUAACUUAAAUUUAUUCGUGUUGACAACAAUUAUAGAAAAAUAGUACAAACUAAA
Molecule: messenger RNA, 756 nt
Organism: Ceratitis capitata (Mediterranean fruit fly)
Lineage: Eukaryota; Metazoa; Arthropoda; Insecta; Diptera; Tephritidae
Product: UPF0184 protein CG14818
Exons: 2
Coding region: 269-619 (116 amino acids)
Source: RefSeq, a predicted model, not a curated record